AGCUUGCUGUCAGCCUGAUUGGACAAAGCUCUGCUUCAGGGUCUGCUACCUGCAGGCUGCUAAUGCAGGUCCCACAACAUAUGCCACCAGGCUUUGAAAGGGAGCUGUGAAGACAGAAGCCCCACACCCCAGACAGAUGGGUGUCUCUGCUCCUCUGAAACACCCCCUGGGAAGACUUGAUUGGAGCAUCUCUCCAGAAUGGGAUGCCUGUGUAUUGUGAGCGGCUUUAUUGCUCAGAGCAUCUGGGUAUGUUGUGAUAAACAGCAUGAUAGAUGAUUUUAACGCUUCUAGAAUGGGUUGCCCAGAGAGAAGGAGCAGAACAGAGAAUACUUACCUCCCUAUUGCUUGGAACAGAGCACAUGAAGCUUCCAUCAGAUUUGUUCUUCUUACUCAUCCUGGUGGUAAUUUCAGCACCAGGAAUCUGAGGAGGACUUAGGUGGUGAUUUACUGGAGGAAGUGAGCUAGAUCGAAUGUUCAUUUAUAUUUUCAGCCAAUAUUCUCUGAGGCUUGGUAAGAGUCACUCUGCUAAGCAUUGGGGAUAGAUGGCAAGAAUGCCAGGCAUAUGUUCUGGGCUCACAGAACUUUGAGCUUAGGCAAAGAGGCAUAUGCCAAUAAAACAAUUGCUGGCAUACAAGCGUAACUACAACGGUGGUAAACGCAGUCAGGAGAAUAUGUUGUUAUGACUACGAGUCUAAUUUCAGUCGAGAAGGUCAGGGAAGGUUUCUCUGAAGAGGCAAUGCUGCUGCGAGCUGCAGGCUGAGUGGGAGGAGUAAGUUCCGGCCAGUGUGUGGGAGACUCUGUGCAAGUGGGGACAUACGAAAGCCAUGUGUCUGGAUGAGGGGAGCAAAGAAUGGAACACGUUGCCGUGUAAUGUCAGAAGUGUCAAUAACGAUGGUGGUAAUAAUAUUAAUUAAUGGUUUCAAGGUUGCGAUGUUCCAGGUACUGUACUAACUGUUUUAUAUGUAUUAACUCAUCUAUUUUUACUGGUGAAUUUAUAAAAUGUUCACUAUUUUUUUUUUGUAGUUCUGAUAAGUAAACUCAGGGAAUUAUGCAGGCUAGGCAAGCACUAUACAAAGUUUACUUUUAAAAAAAAUAUUAGUUCUUCUUAUUUCCAUUUUCUAGGAGAGGAAAUUGAGACACGCAGUAGGUAAGUGUUUUCUCCCAACUGGGAAGGGGCAACAUUUUUUAGGGUCUUAGAGUUCCUUUUAAGGCUUUUGGUAUUAGCUUUAGGGACCAUGAGAAGCUAAUGAGUAUUUUAAGCGGGGAAGAAACAUGGUAGCAUUUGUGUUUUGGGGAAGCUUGGCAGCAGUCACAGACUCCAGGUGAGAGAUGCUAACAGCAUGUGUGUGAGACUUGUAGCCACGGAAGGGAGCAGAUUGGUUUGAAAGGGAGAAUGUGUUUCUAGUAAACAAAGACCUGCUAAAGGACUGGGCAGAGGGAUGGUAUCACAGACUUCAUUCUUGUCAAAUGAGGCAAAUUCUGAGUUCUGCUUGGGAUUUGUGAAGUUUGUGGGAGCCAAUCCCCACUCAAAGGAAAGGACCAGACUCUGAUUCUAGAAGGUUCUUAUGGAGAGGUAGUGAAUGAAGUGGCAGACUGGAUGAGAUUGCUCAAGGAGAGAGUACUUGGAGGAUUCAGAGCCCCUGGGAUAGACACAGCCUAAUGAACUCCAAUGAGUAGUGACCAUAUAGGGGAAGGUCAGCCUACUGAGGGGAUCGCAAAGGAGCAACAGGCAGUAACAGCUAGGAGAAUGUGAUGACAGUCUCUGGAGAGAAUGCACUCAUGGGAGAGGCCAGGUGAUGAGUGCAGUGUGCUCCUGAAGGAUGAAAAUCAUCCAUGAGAUUCAGCAGCAUGGGGAUUGUAUUUGUUUUCAUAGUUGCUACAACACAUUCCUACUCAGUGGCUUGAGACAACGUAUGUGUCUUCUCUCUGCUCUGGAGUCAAGAAGCUUGAAAUCAAGGUGUUGGCAGUACUGUGCUCUCCCGGAAGGCUCCAGGGAGCAGUCUUCCUUGUCUCAUCUUCUCCUGUUUUUUUGACUUGUAGAUGCGUCACUCCAUUCUUUGCCUCCAUCUUCAUGUGGCCUUCUUUCCUGAAUGCCUUUGGGUCUGUAUCAUUUGAUAAGGGCCUUAAUCACAUUGGAUUGGGCCCACCCUAAGAGUCAAAUUAAGUUGAUUAGAUCUAAAGGAAACUUGUUUUCAAAUAAGGUCACAUUCAUGAGUUCUGGAGACAGGACUUGAACAUGUCUUUUUGGAGGACACAGUCACCUCAAAACAGAAGCCAAUGGUAACUUCUUUUCUUUCCCCCAAGACAGGGCUUCUCUGUAUAUCCCUGGCUGCCCUGGAACUUGCUUUGUAGACCAGGAUGCCUGCCUCUGCCUCCUGAAUGCUGGGAUUACAGGUAAAGGCAUGCUUCACCAUGCAAAGCAAAGCCGAUGGUAACUUUGAGAGUUUUUGGUGGAAAAAAAGAAAGAUGACCAGAGAAUGUUAAGAAAGGAUUGAGAGAUGGAAAAUUAUAACCAGAACAGAAAAAGGUAAGUUUUUCCCCCUAGAAAAUUGGCCUCCUGGAUCAUUGGAACACAAACCAAAAUUAGAAAAUAUUUACCAAAGCACCAGCUCCGGCACCUCUGUGUGACCUUGGAGAAGCCAUUUGACCUCUUCAAGCCCUGGCUCCUCACUGGAGCAAUCAUCAUACCCCUUCAGCCCACUUUUGGAGUGAUCUGGAGAUCUUGUGAAUAUCUCAGGAGACAUGGCCCAGAAAGGCUCUGUAGAUCGUGACACAAGAGGUUGUCAUAUGUGAUUCUAGGGAAACUUCCCCAAAUGUGGAUAUAUGGAGACACAGGACUGUGGGAAUCAGGAGGCCCAGGUAGAACACCAGGACUUAGAGCAUUUCCACCCUCCAACGAAGCCUGAAGACUCAGCUGUGGAGUAAGUUCCCUCAAGUACUCUGAGACUUGGUCUCAGGGGGACUGUAUCUGCACAGCUUUUACAAUGAUGUUCCUCUGCAGUUACUCAUAGGUGAUCUCACACUCAAUCUUGGAACCUCUGAUGCAGGUAAAGAAGUUGAAACCUAGAGUUCGUAGCUCUUGAGUACCAGUUAGGGUCUCUGAGAACUGUACCUGCCAGGGUCUCAGGUUUAGCAUUUGUUACCAUGGCAAACCUGUGGUAGCCAAGUCCCAGGAUCAUCUGUAUGCUAUUUUAUCAUAGGGUUGGGACAACUGGCCUGUAGGUAGAAACUGGUUGGAGAGGCUCAGCUGAGCAAACCCAGGGUAGGUGGGAUCCAGGCAAAGACACUGUAGGUGCCAGCCACUAUGGAUGAGAGUCAGGCAAGCAGACAGCUGUGGUGGACUCUGUGAGAAAGGGCAGACUAUCCUCCCAUGAGGAAGAGCCAGUUGGCUGCAGGGGCCCAGAUGUUAGCAAUGAUUAAUUUACUCCUUGUUGGCUUUGUCAGGUGUUGGGGCCAGACACUGGGCUGGUGCUGAGAGGCUGCAGCAGGAGGCUGGGUCCUAGGGUUAUGGGAUGGGACCCUAGGUUUGGCAGGGGUGGGUGGAUGGGGCUCAAAACAGGUAGGGAACUCCCCUCAAAGCAGCUGUAUGCACACGUAAGCUCCUGAGAUCCCUUUCAGUGCAUCUCUCCAUGCAUUCCCUCUGGGGUGGCAAGAGGGGCUGCAUUUCUAAAAUUGGGCUACAGUGUUCCCUAGCAUCUUACACACCCAGUCUUGGAAAGUGAUGUAGGCAAAUGCUCUCGGGUGAUGCCUUUCAUGCUAUAUCAUGAGCCACACUUUGGGUAACAAGACGAAGGAAACUGGAUUGAUCUCAGCGUUUACUCUGAUGGCUUGAAUUGCAGGGGCUGAGGCUACAGUUCCCAGAUUCCCAGCACUGUCUGCAGUGACUGUGCAUCUCUCUGGAGUCCCAUGGUCUCCAGCUGGAACAUCCGUUCUCUUUCUAGACUAGCUUCUGAAGCAGACCAUUUUGACAUGACUCACUUGGUGCCUUUGGCACAGCCAGCAUGCCAUGUCCAACCUAAUAGGCCUAGUGCUGACCUGUCCAUGUCUUGCUUUACUGAUUCUUAAUUCAGACGUUUUCUUUCAAGAUUCACAUUGGGCUCUCCACACUCAUCCAAGCAGCUGUGCUGAGAGGCCAACAGGCAGGGCUUCAGGUCUACUGUCAAGCAGGGUCAUGGGUACACAUGGGAAGAUUUGAGGAGACGGCUGGAAAGAUGCAGCUUUGACAAACUUUUCCGAAUGGAUUAGAAACUCCUAAAACAAAAUUUGGAAUUUCAGCAUGUACCUUGGUAUCUUUCCAAAAUGCAGAUUCGUUUUGGAUUAUUUAUGGAACUAGAUGGUUGCGCACCAUAAUCCUUCUCUUGCCUAAGGCCUCUCGGGGGAGCGAGGACCUGGCACGAGCCCCAGACAAACCGCAGAGGGAAGUGCCUAGGUGAAUUCCGUGAGGCGGGCUGCAGAGUGAGAGCCGAGGCACGCGUGGACCCAGCCAUGUGUUCUAAGGUGUGGAAGGUUGACUUAAAUCCAGGCGACAGUAAUGGGAUCCGGAACUAGGAAAAGUUAUGGCCCAUACAUCUUCAAUUGCAAUUACAGAAGGAAGUUUGCAAAGCUGUGGUGGAGGACUCUCUGAAGAAGGGCAAACAGUCCCCAAGGGGGAGGAGCUGCUUGCUGCAGGAGCGCUGUCGCCAGCAAUUAUUAAUUCACUCCUGCUGGAUCUGUCCUGGAGGCCUCCCGUGCACAAGAACGUGAGGAGUGUUGGCAGCAGGCUGGAGAAGUCCUGCUCCAUCUCAAGGGAGGAAGGCUGUCAUGAUGUGAUCACCAUGUGCCUUUGUACAAGCCCCAAACCAACAAGGGCUUAGUUGGUUAUGAGCUGAAAUCCUCAAAACUAUUGAAAGAACACAUCAGUCUACAGCCAUACCACCUAGAAUGAGUCCAGUCUCUACUGAAAGGAUGGAUCAUACUCCAGCUAGUCAUUUUCCAAUUUCACCGGCUCUGUGGACAGUCAUGGAACCUGCCAGUGCUCCGUUUCCCUGCCAGACACCGCCUUCCCUGCUGACAGGGUGGAGCGCUUGGAGUUCACAGCUCACAUCCUUUCUCAGAAGUUCGAGAAAGAGUUUUCUAAGGUGAAGGAGUAUGUCCAGCUAAUCAGUGUGUAUGAGAAGAAACUCCUGAACUUGACUGUCCGAGUAGAGGUCAUGGAGAAGGACAGUAUUUCUUACACAGAACUAGACUUUGAGCUGAUCAAACUGGAAGUGAAGGAGAUGCAUAAACUGGUCAUACAGCUGAAGGAGAAUUUUGUUGGAAGCACAGAAAUUAUUGACAAGCUGGAAGUGGAGAUAAGGAAUAUGACUCUCCUGGUAGAGAAGCUAGAGACGCUAGACCAAAACAAUGUCCUUAGCAUUCGCCGGCAAAUCUUGGCUCUGAAGACCAAGCUGAAAGAAUGUGAAGCCUCUAAAAGUGAGCUUGUGCCUGCCACGCCCCCUCCUCCUGCUCCUGGAAGCUGUAGUCAUGGUGGUGUGGUGAAUAUCAGCGCUCCCUCCGUGGUUCAGCUUAACUGGCAAGGUUUUAGUUUUAAAUAUGGUGCCUGGGGUCGAGAUUACUCUCCUCAGCAGCCAGAGAGAACCCUGUACUGGGUGGCACCUCUGAAUUCAGAUGGGAGGUAUCUAGAAUAUUACAGACUUUAUAACUCACUGGAUAACCUGUUAAUCUAUUCGCACGCUCGAGAGUAUCGGAUUCGCUAUGGCCAAGGGAGUGGUACAGUAGCAUACAACAGCAACCUGUAUGUGAAUUGGUACAAUGGGAGGAACAUUGCCAAAAUUAACCUGACUACCAAUGUAGUUACUGUGAAUCAACCUCUCCCUAUGGCUGCCUAUAAUAACCGCUUCUCUUAUGCCAAUGUGAAUUGGCAAGACAUUGACUUAGCUGUGGAUGAACAAGCACUGUGGGUGAUUUAUGCAACUGAGGACAGCACUGGCAACAUAGUGAUCAGUAAACUCAACGAUACCUCUCUUGAGGUGCUAAACACAUGGGUUACCAAGCAGUACAAACCAUCUGUUUCUAAUGCCUUCAUGGUAUGUGGAGUUCUUUAUGCUACCCGCACUUUGAACACCAGAACAGAGGAGAUAUUUUACUACUAUGACACAAACACAGGGAGGGAAGGCUCUCUAGCCAUCCCAAUGAGAAAGAUGCAGGAAAGAAUUCAGAGCAUUAAUUAUCAUCCCUUCGACCAAAAACUUUAUGUCUACAAUGAUGGUUAUCUUUUAAAUUAUGACCUUGUCUUCUUACAGGAGCCCAGGCAACCUGUCUAGGUGUUAGGGUGAAGGAGAAAUAAAUGUGGAUUGAAAACAGCCUUCUCCACAUACUUAGACAUCUGCAGGGAAAUCCGGGAGUGUGUUUCUUUAGGAGUGAUGUGUAGUAGAGAUACAGUUCUAUCACAGUAGAGACAUAGUAUAUUUCUCUCAAUUUGAUUUCUUUGGGGAACUAUCAUCCCCUUUGGAUGAAUUUAACAAUGGAAAUAAGUUCCUUCCAGAUGAAGUUCUCAGAGGUUAGGGGUACUAUGAGUCUACUGAAGUUUCCAGUGAGGUGAAAUCUGGAAAUUAAGGAAGUUAAGGGGAACUCAGUAUGAACUCUGGGGAUUCUUUCUCUAGGAAAUUCUCAUAGUGAUCAGUCAUUCGCCAUGUAGCUCAUGGACUUGUCCAUGAAGGAAAGGAAACUGGGGCUUAAUUAGGUAGAUUAGCAUCAGAAGGUGAAUGAGAGGCCAACUGCCUACCUUUGUUUUUCUCACUAGCUCCUAGAACAUACUUUGUGCAUCCUAGAUAGGUAAAUUUGGCAUCUUAAAUGAUGUCUGUUAGACAUUUUGAGUUUUCUGGAGAACGAACCUUUUGUACAUUAAGUUACAUACUGAAAAUCAAUCCUGGAGGGGUUUUCAAAUUAUAUACUUGGCUUUUUCUUUCUCUCAUUCUUCACUUACAUGACUCAGUAGAACCGUCCACCUCAUAAUUCAGUUUCCAAGGCAGCCAUAAUAUUAGAAGUGGACUUAGCAACCAGUUGUCUUUCUCUACUGCUGCUUAUAUGUUUAAGAAAAAAAUUAAUUAGUUUUCUAUGGGACAGAUAUGAGAUAAAAGUUACUUUUGUCUUAUCAUGCAAUUUUGGUUUCCAUAACUUCAUAACUAAAAGAAGUCAGUUGACAGUGGCAAAGUGGUAGCAUUUCCGGUGAGAUGGCAAAGAUCUUGGAGUCAGUGGUACCGCUUGUUUCAUGUAAUUUCUAUCUUUAAGCCUGGAAUUUGUAAGAAAGUGAAAAGUUUAUUCUAGAAAAUGAUAUAGAGAAACUCCUUGAGGUAUCUGGUUAGCCAGUGUAGUGAUGGAGAGCCUGGUGGGUGCAGAUGUUCCAGUUACUUCAGAUGGCUCCAUCAUAUGGUCUUAGAUGUUUUCCACUGAUGUUCAAAUCCUAAUUUUUAAAUGCUGUACUCGUAUUUUUUAAAUAAAUGAUUAAAGUGUGC
This is a messenger RNA of Peromyscus californicus insignis, 7493 nucleotides long. RefSeq names its product olfactomedin 4 (gene Olfm4). NCBI's taxonomy places the organism in Eukaryota, Metazoa, Chordata, Mammalia, Rodentia, Cricetidae. The coding region runs from base 5190 to 6302 and encodes 370 amino acids. Gene Ontology annotation, biological process: signal transduction. The record is from RefSeq and is a predicted model, not a curated record. The transcript is spliced from 9 exons.